Molecule: messenger RNA, 1194 nt
Organism: Sorex araneus (European shrew)
Lineage: Eukaryota; Metazoa; Chordata; Mammalia; Eulipotyphla; Soricidae
Gene: TULP2
Product: TUB like protein 2
Exons: 10
Coding region: 1-1194 (397 amino acids)
Biological process (GO): protein localization to cilium
Cellular component (GO): cilium
Source: RefSeq, a predicted model, not a curated record
AUGUCAGAGGAGACUGAACCGUUGAGGAAAGAAAUUCUGUGCGAGGAGUUCGCCACCAUAAGGCUGAAGAAGCUGAAACAGCAGCGAAGGCUGUUAGAGGAGAAACAGCGACGAAAACGCCAAGAGCCCCAGAUGGUUCAGGCCAACCCUGAUGCUUUCCUGUUGCCCCAGGGAUAUGGGUGGAGGAAGGAGCGCCUCGUGGGUGACACUGGUCUCGCGAACCCUUUCCUCCAGGAGCACAAGCCACAGACCAGUGUGUGCUCUCGAGCCCUCAGCAGUACGACUACAGUGAGCUGCGGCGGAGAUGGGAGUGGCAAGCUCGCUACCCUUCUGUCACCGACAGAAGCCCCGGAAGAAGAGGGCGAUCUAGGUAGCAACGAUGUGGUCUCUAUCUGCCUGCUGCCCCCCGCCCCCUACCGUCUGCUGAGCAACGACUUUGAAGCCUAUGUGCUACGGCCAGCGAUGAAGGAGCAAAUAGUGCAGUGUCGCAUCUGCCGCGACAGGCGCGGCAUAGAUAAGGGCAUAUUCCCUUUCUACUACCUCUACCUGGAGGAUGCCAAUGGCGGUCAGCAAUUCCUCAUGGCAGGGCGGAAGAGGAAAGGAAGCAAAACUUCUAAUUAUGUAAUCUCCUUGGAUCCCAUGGACAUGUCUCGAUAUGGGAGCAAAGUGGUGGGAAAAGUCAGAUCUAAUGUGUUGGGCACCAAGUUCACCAUCUUCGACAAUGGGGUAAACCCCGAAAGGAAUUUCCACUCGGAGCCAGCUCGGAUAAGGGAAGAGUUGGGAGCUGUAUGUUAUGAAACCAAUGUGUUGGGAAUUAAAGGACCCCGGAAAAUGACAGUGAUCAUUCCAGCAAUUAAUGCCGAGAACCAGAGAGUCAGCAUACAGUCACAAAAUGGUUCUCUACUGGAUCAUCUCCAAAUGGGGGUCUACCAGAAACUAGUCCUGAUGCACAAUAAAGCCCCAUUUUGGAGCAAGGAGAGCGGCGCCUAUAUGCUCAAUUUUCAUGGUCGUGUUACUCGAGCUUCAGUCAAGAACUUCCAGAUAGUGCAUCCAGAUAACCCCAACCGCGUGGUGCUCCAGUUUGGCCGAGUGGCCCCAGACACGUUCACCAUGGACUUUGCUUUCCCACUUUGUCCGGUCCAGGCUUUUGCCAUCUGCUUGUCCAGUUUCGAUAGGAAACUGGCCUGUGAGUAA